AUGUCCUUCAGUGGGAGGACGCCCGAAUCUCUGCUCCCGCGAUCCGACUCGAGAAACCCUGCGACGACCUGCAGAGGCAUCACCACCACCGGCAGGCCGUGCCGCCGACCUCUUGCUGCUUCCCCACAGAACUCUCCGACGCCCUCGCCCAGUCGCGGUAACAACGGGGUCCUCGCCGUGCUGGACGAGCAGCAUGCCGCGGUGUUCUAUUGCUGGCAGCACAAGGACCAGGCCGAACAGUUGGCGGCGGCAGCUCCGGGAGGACGGACGAGUCUACACCCAUUGAAAGAGAGGUCGAGCAUUGAUACGUUGAUUGAGCAGGUGGGCAUCCUCGACUUGGACGAGAAUGUGCCAAAGCGGCAGCACCAUCGGCGACAUGAUGCAGACAGUGUGAAGCGCCGAGACACGUUGCCAUCGGGCUGGAACCAGAUGGAGAGUCCCUUGAUGACCGUGCCGGACGAAGUGGUACAUCACAAACGACCGAAACGACGUCCUCCUCUACCUCCACCCCGACAGUCGAACGUGAAACUCUCCUGGGCCUGCUGCAUUCAAGCCGACCAUGACGAUGACCUGCCUCCUGUCAGGGUCCGAAGGGAGGAGAAGGACAGGCGUCCUCGACCUCAUACAGACGCGAGGCGACCGUCGUCCGAGAGACCUGAAAUGCGGCAGUCGUAUACCCCCGCCACACGACCAAAACCGAGUCCCGCACCUUCUCAGACGCAGGCCCUCCUCUCGCUCAUCCCAUCGAAUCUCUCGCCGCAAAUCACCUCACAGCUGCUCGCGGAACUGAUCCGGCCCAUCUCGGCCGCGGACGAGGCCGGAUACAUCUACAUCUUCUGGCUCACGCCGGAGUCCGAGGUGUCCAAGCCGGACGACGAGACAGCCUCGUCUCUUCUGGACGAUGACGACCUCGACCUGGACGACAGUGGUGGCAUGCACAGCCGCAGCUCGCAGAGGACGAAUCAGGCCCUGGCGCGCUACGCCUCCGUCCGCCGUCCGCCGAACCAAGUCCAGCCGAAACGCACCAUCACGCUUAAGAUCGGCCGGGCGGCCAACGUGCACCGGCGCAUGACUCAAUGGACCAAGCAGUGCGGGCAGAACAUCACGCUGAUUCGGUAUUAUCCGCACAACACCCGUGACUCCGGCAGCAACAACACCAUCCACACUCCUCGUCGACCUGGGGCUACUGCUGGCGUAUCACGGAGCAGCGCACUUCUUCCUCCUCCUCUCCCUCCAUCUCUACCGAGUCCCGCGAACAACAACAAAGUCUCGCACGUGCACAAGGUCGAACGGCUCAUCCACCUGGAGCUCGCGGAGAAGAGGGCCGUCAAGACCGAGUGCGAGCAGUGCGGGCGCGAGCACAAGGAGUGGUUCGAGAUCGAGGCCACGCGGGGAGGUCUGAGGGGCGUGGACGAGGUUGUGAGACGGUGGGUGGCGUGGGCGGAGAGGCAAUAA
This is a messenger RNA of Fonsecaea erecta, 1455 nucleotides long. RefSeq lists its product as hypothetical. Lineage: Eukaryota; Fungi; Ascomycota; Eurotiomycetes; Chaetothyriales; Herpotrichiellaceae. The transcript has a single exon. Bases 1 to 1455 code for a protein of 484 amino acids. The record is from RefSeq and is a predicted model, not a curated record.